CGAAAACAACCAGCCAGCAUCAAGCAAUUGCAGGCGGGAAAAUACUAAUGCUGACCUCGCUAUCGACUCUACUUAACUACUCCCUACCUUACCUAUCUGAUACCUUCUCUCAUCAAUCAACCACAUUAGUUGGUCAUCGAAAUGGCAAACAUUUGUUGGAUCUUCUACUGCUAUACCCGCAGCAAUCAAGAUCACAAUUCACAGUGGAAUCACCAACAUCCACUUUCUGGAUAAGAGUCGAGGUCUGCGACGGACACGUCGACAGAAGACGCCAGUCGCCGCUCGAUCUUGCAAAACAGUUUGAGUUCGCGAUCAACAUCAACCCAGUCUCUACGGAGUACAAUUUCUAUUUACGUCUUGCGACACUGUACCCUGGAGCCACGAUGUCGUGUCGACUCCCUAAGAGCAUAAAUAGCCGCAUAGAGUUUCCGGGGCUGACGACGCCCGACCUUCACACGACUUCUUUUUCGUGCAGAGGCUCGACAGGUCCAUUUUGAACGGCAAGUACAAGAACAAUACGUUCCCCUCCAUUUUGCUUGUGCGAGUGGUCAAACCCAGUCGAAGAUAGAUGGUGUGGGUGGGUUACGUUUUCAGCCAGGCCAUGAACAGCCAUCGACCGAAAUCAGACA
Molecule: messenger RNA, 629 nt
Organism: Aspergillus brunneoviolaceus CBS 621.78
Lineage: Eukaryota; Fungi; Ascomycota; Eurotiomycetes; Eurotiales; Aspergillaceae
Exons: 3
Coding region: 48-497 (149 amino acids)
Source: RefSeq, a predicted model, not a curated record